Molecule: messenger RNA, 257 nt
Organism: Clonostachys rhizophaga
Lineage: Eukaryota; Fungi; Ascomycota; Sordariomycetes; Hypocreales; Bionectriaceae
Source: the annotation of a GenBank genome assembly
AUGUUGGGCCAUUUGUAUGUGUCUCUUAUACACUGGCUCUCGGUAUUGGCCGACAAAAGCUCAGAUUCGAGACACGCGACCGCGACAUGCUAGUCUGUAUCUCACUGAACAAGACCACGUUUCGUCUGCUUCACCUACAAAAUGUGCGAGAGGAUACGGUUGAAACGGCCCAUGCUGCCAUCGAGAGGCUUCUUGACGAGCUGAAAGUAUACGAUGAUACUCAUGACGAAGAUGUUUCUCCCAGGAGGGGUCUGUAG